Molecule: messenger RNA, 1369 nt
Organism: Closterium sp. NIES-67
Lineage: Eukaryota; Viridiplantae; Streptophyta; Zygnematophyceae; Desmidiales; Closteriaceae
Source: the annotation of a GenBank genome assembly
GAAGCGUACUAAGUCCCUCUGUACCACACUAGUUCUUGCAAACCCGCACUCACAGAAAAUUAAUUCCUAGCAGCUGCUCCCACUACCAUUCCUAACUAGCCGUUUAUUCGCUGAGCCGAACGAUCUCUUCCAAACAAAUGGAUACACAAGCUCCGACUGCCAGGCGCGAUGUGAGCAAGGACCGCUUCAAGCUGGCCCACUUCUCUAGGAUUCGACCCGUUGCACCGACUCUCCUCUCCACGUCGCUCGACGGCGCUGCUGCCGCGCUUCACGCCAAUGUCCAUGGCGUCCUUCCGUCCCGCCUCCAUGCACCCGCGUCAUCCCUCUCCCUUCCCCGUCCCCCCAUCGACCGCUCACUGGAAUCGUUCUCAUCCGCGCAUGCUCCUGACGGUUCCUCCGCUGCGCCACUCCCCUCUUCCCAGGGGGAUUUUCCCCCAAACCCCGCUGGCGCGCUCCGCUCCGACCACGCCACGCGCGCGGCAGCGGACGGCGAGCCACGUCUCGCCAAGUUCUUGCCACCUCCUCCACCCGCGUCGUCCGCGGUCGCCAGCCGACGUGCAGCGGGCGCCACGGCAUCGCCGCUGCGUCGCGCCAUCGCGGGGCGCAGCGCGUCGCUUCCAGAAUCCGCGUCGCCUGAAGGGAUCGGGCGAGCGGCGCCGCUGAAGCGGUGGCUGUCGAGCCCCAGCCUCCCGCUUGUACGAGACGCCGCCGAUUCAGCCGUGAAUUCCCAGUCGGACGGGCGUCAGCAGAGCGCGGCGCAGGCGGAGCGGGACUGUUCCCCGCAUUCACGCGCAGCUGCUGUCGCGAGCGUUAGGACUGCGGAUCCGCUCUGCCACUCCCUGCCGCCCGCAGCGACGCAACAGGCGCCGCGGGCGCGGGCGGCGGAAGGGGUGUUGAGGCGGCAGCGGUCGCUCCCACAGAGCAUCACUUGCCGCUGAGGGCGGACAUCAUUCCAGGCCCACGCGGUGAUUGCUCCCCUUGUGCAGCCGCGACACACCAAACGUCUUCAGCGUUUUUUUCCCCAGGCUUGGCUUCUGGUUGUAGGAAACAUGCGGGCAGGCGGCUUAUGCUUGUCAUCUUUGUGCCGCGGAGGCGCCACAAGGCGCGCACAAGAGGUUGCACGGCGCAUGUGAAUGACCAACGUUGGCUGGGGCCCUAGCAGACUGACACUGUGGCAGUAUGCCCUGCUCUCAUCACAGGACACUCACCAUCACUCCCUGAUUGGAUUAUAUCUGUAAAUGCUCUAUGUAGCCAAAUGGAGAUGUAAGGCGUUUGUUAGUGUUGGGCUGAGAAAAGCCCUUAGGAUCUUUUCAGAGACCAAGCCCCAGUUGUACAAGAUACUGGAGUAGUGCGGAAGUUUGAGUGGUUG